AUGUCUGGAGCCUCCUCAGUUGAGCAGGAGCCGGUGUGGUUCUCAGCCGAGGACAUAGCAGCACUCAAAUCAGUCUUGUUCACGGCCUGCAACGACCCGACGGCCCCCAAUUUUGUCCCAAACAUGAUGAGCCUCCGCCACAGUUUGCUCCCCGAGCUCUUCAACGACGUCGUUCGACUGGCCAAAGUCGCCGGUGCCUGGUUCAAGGCGGCCCCGGAGGUGCCCGCCAACGACGAUGACGACAAGCUUUAUGGCCUUCACGAGUUCCAAAGGCGCGCUUCCGAGUUCGGCCAACGCGCCACGAGAGAGAUUCGACAGGUCCAAGACAUAUUUAGGCUUGUCGCGGAGCGCGGCCAGUCCGGCGGGGACGUCGCUGACCUGAAGGGCAAGGCGCAAAGAUGCGUGGGCCUUCUUGAAGACGUCUUCAAAAACCUGAUAUCUAUCCUCGACAAGCUCAGAGAUAUUGAGCCCAGAGGAGAGAUACCUGCUGACACAUACAAGGCUCUGGCCAGCAUUCAAUGGCGACAGAUCCAACAAGAAACAGAGCAGGCUAGAGAUAGCGUUAAAUAA
This is a messenger RNA of Truncatella angustata, 570 nucleotides long. RefSeq lists its product as uncharacterized. The transcript has a single exon. NCBI's taxonomy places the organism in Eukaryota, Fungi, Ascomycota, Sordariomycetes, Amphisphaeriales, Sporocadaceae. The coding region runs from base 1 to 570 and encodes 189 amino acids. The record is from RefSeq and is a predicted model, not a curated record.